This is a messenger RNA of Mya arenaria, 5023 nucleotides long. RefSeq names its product rotatin-like. The record is from RefSeq and is a predicted model, not a curated record. Gene Ontology annotation, biological process: centriole replication; centriole-centriole cohesion; ciliary basal body organization. NCBI's taxonomy places the organism in Eukaryota, Metazoa, Mollusca, Bivalvia, Myida, Myidae. Bases 84 to 2846 code for a protein of 920 amino acids. Gene Ontology annotation, cellular component: centriole; centrosome; ciliary basal body. The transcript is spliced from 24 exons.
GUUUCAAAACAAGUUCGGACAAAAACGUAACAUAACAUAAAAUAGGGAUUUCUACCUCUGACAGUCUCCAUUUGGAGUACUAAAUGGGGUCAACGUUAAGACAAGAUGUUGACUUCAAUGCUCUGUUCAAGAAGCUGGGUCACCAUCUGGAUGAGAUUCGUGUUCGAGCCUUGGAGAAUAUUCUUUCCAAGUUAGAGCACAAGCUUAUAUGUGACUCUGAUCUUGUCCAAGAACGCCACUUGUUUAUUCGCCUCCUUGAAUGGUUCAACUACCCGAAAUCUUCCCGGCAUUCAGAUGUCCUCAAUCUACUCUGCAGGCUUUCAGAGCACACAUCCGGUGCAGAAACCUUACAAGACAUUGGUGCUAUUGAGUUUCUUACCAGUCUGCGAAAAGAUGUGACAUCGGCCCUGCAACCAGUUGUCGAUCAGGUGCUUGAGAACUGCAUGCGCCUGCCUGACAUUGAUAUUGGAUUGGACCAUGCUCCAGAGUGUAUCUAUCAGAGACACAACCAUACAGGAAUGACAGCGGGUGCAGAAACCACAGUGGAUACCAUAGCAACCCGUCAUACCCAGGAUUAUUCCCUCGCCCAUAGCACCAAUGCCCCUUCUGAGCAUGGAGCCAGACUACCAGAUUACAGGGAACCACCUUUGGGGUUCUUUAAGGGGUGUCAGGGAGAUCUGGGGCAACAGCCUAUGACUCCAGGGUCCGGGGGUCACCCCACAGCAGCUGAUCUGGGGCUUGAGGGCAGUAGCUGUUUUAGAAUGACCAUAUUUCCAUGGUUAUCACUCACACCCACAGACAGACAUGUUCUCUCCUCCACCAACAGUUCUCUCCAGAGUCGGGAGGCCUCAAUGCUUGUCAGCACGUGCGAGUUUCUAAGUGACGUUGUCUUCCAAGACUUUCCUGCUGAAAUUUUCCUGCAGAGGCCUAAUAUUGUCAAGAACCUGCUUUCACUCCUGAGUGGACCAAUCAAAGAAGGGGGUGUGGCGAGGCUUCAGGCUGUAAGGACAUUGGCUGACUAUGUCACAUGUCUGCGUAGUAGAAUACGAUGUCAUCAGGAUCCUAACUUUUACACAGCAAAACAAGACUUCAGCACCACACCAACUCCAUUCUCUACACCCUCCAGUUCUUCAUCAGCCAAUCAAAAUGGAGGAGGAGAUGGAAGGCCAUCGGUGAUUGGUUGGACAGAUUCCCGCCCCCGGGGGGAUGGCCGGGAUGGAGAUACGUCUGGUUCUUCCACUGGGACAUCUCGGGCUUCCAGUGUGGGCUUAAGCCCGGAAGGCAGGAGAGGAGAACCCAUUGACCUUGAGGAUGUCCCUGCCCUUCAAUACUUGCAGUUAACCCUUCCACAGUUUUGUACCCAGGUUCUGGAGAGAGCACUGCCACUUCUACGCUCUACUGAUCAGGUCAUCACCAUGGAAGUCCUUCACCUUCUCCACUUGACCUUGGAUAUAGUGAUAGCCAUGGUAACACCAGGCCUAUGGCAGGAUCAGUCUAUGGCAGCUAGGGAAUGUAGUGAAAAGCUUAUUGAAAGCCUAGAUGUCAUGGCCGAUCUAUUGAAAUUUCAUCACCAUAGCAACUUGAAGUCUGACCCUGAUGACACUAAUAAUGACCCUGGUGACCUUGUACAGCAGAGGCAGUGCUUGGUUGGUCUACAUGCGCUUCUGGCUAGGAUCCUUGACCCUCUGGUUCCACUUGACAAGUGUCGAGGGGUUAUAUCAGAGAAUCUCCUUUCCAUCAUGAACACACUUGUAUAUGAUGAAGCCCUUAGCAACACACUUCCUGACCUUCAGCUUCAGUUGCUAGGUUACCUACAGUACCUUGACGACGGAAGGUACUCUGUGUAUGUUGCUACGGCAACCAUUUGCCAAUCGUUGCAGAGGACUUGCAAGUUUAUGAAUCUGGCCCAGGAAGAGGCAUCUCGACUAUCAAAGGAGACACUUUCCCUGUGUGAGGGAGCCUUUGACAGCCUACCGUACCACCGUCACAUGAAUUACAUCACAGAGACUGUUAGACUGUGCUCCGAUAUUGGUAGUCGUUCUCAACACUAUGAAGAUCACAAGGCCCGUUACAAGAAGUUGCUGUUACAGCUUCUAGCCCAUCCAAUAGGAAAGCUGCGACUGAGUGUAUUUACUGCUGUACUGCAAUGUAUUAAGACGAACCUCAGUGUGCUAAAAGCCAGCGAACCUGGCUCAACAAGCUGUGAGAAGGUUAGAUUCAUCAUUGAUGCUGACAUCUUGUAUGAGAUCGUUGUCUUUGGACUCGCUGAUACAAAGGUGGCCAAUGCAGCCAGUGAGCUAUUGACUCAUUUGUUAAAGAGUCAGUUACUGAUGAGUCCAGCCCUAUGGCAGUUAAUUUUGAAAGAACUCGCCAGGGCUCUUCCGAUUUUGCAGUCCUAUGCAAGUGUUAACACAGUGCUGGGAACCAGUAUUCUAGCAAUGCUGGAAACCAAACCCUCCACUUCCCCAAGUGAGAUCACUCAAGGGGAGAAACUCCGGGGAACAAAGCGAUAUAUGCUGUCUACAGACCUAAAGGUACGAUCAGAAGGCCUAAAGCGCUUAUCCUGGUACCUAUCCAACGAGGAAGGCGGUGUGCGUCGGUUACCCAUAUUUUCGGAGCUGAAUGUUACAGACCUUGCAAAUCUUCUGAUAGUUGAUACACCACGAUCGGUAGACAACGAUUUAGGCCGGUCUGUGUUUCAGAUGGAUGGGUUGCAGAAGGUGUAUGAGAUAUUUACAUCCCUCACAGUUGAUCCUGGGGUGAAAACAAUCUGCCGUGGACCAACUUGCCAUUAUACUGCAAGAGUGACAUGCAGGCAUACCUCCCUGGUUGUUUAUACAUUCUGAGAAGCAUCGUUCAUAAUGACUACUCCCUGAGACACAGAUUGGCACAUGAUACCAGCUUGAACCUGACACUUGUCAGAGUUACGCUACUAUUUUCAAAUGAUGAAAGAACAUGCUACGAGGUGUCUCAUAUUCUAGCGUUGUUGCUGUUUGAUGAACAAGCUAGACAUGGGAACCCGAGGCGAUAGAAAGAUGGGACGCCGUGACACAAGGGUUGGCAGUGUUAAUGCAGCAGUACAGAUCCAUGGCGGUUCUCCUAAUGAUGUCUGAGUGUUGCCGGUCUUGUCAAAUCUGUCACUUGCACUGCAGAUGAGGGACGUGGUAUACAACGCGGUCGGUACAUUGGUGAUGGGUGCUAUCAUAACGGUCCGUUCAAUGAAGGAGCACCCUGGGCAGAACCUCCAGCAUCUUCCCCAGACCAUUGAGCAUCUCACCGAGCAGUCGUUCCGAUUGAGCCGCCAAAAGCCGUGUGAAGUCAUUGACUUCAAGGAGCAAGUAUACGACAAGUUCAUUGACGCCGGAGAAGCAAUUUCCACACAUCCCCGUGUCAGAAACAUUCUGCGCAUUCAACCCUACUACCAUGCCAGGCUACGACCAAGCAGAGUAAAACGACCAUUGCACAGACCAAGAUGCUGGCGGACCGAUUUACCUGCGUUCUUCCAGGUGCCAGUGCAGCUGUCUCUUAGUACCGAGUGCUGAAAAACAUCAUUACGCAGGACACGACACUACGCCAGGCAACCACAACAGUCCUGAUGCAGAAGGUGGCCGAACGUUGCGGGGUGCCAUGCCUAACCUAGGUUUAUUAGCUACUGUUGGCCUGCUUCUUCUGUUGUCGAACGAGGGUUCUCGGCCUUGAAGGGUGUUAAAACGGCACAACGUGACAGACUACAGAAUGAAACGUUGAAUGCCAGCUUACAUGUGUCUAUGGACGGCCCCACCGUCGCCAACUUUAUGGAGACUUGGGUCGAGCAGAUGGUGACACAGUGGGCCAAGGCCAAGCACAGGCUCCUUGUUUAGAUUGAAAGUUUUAUAUGUUGUCUGACAUUCUGUCUGUAAUCACGGCUUCUACAGUCGCGUCAUCGUCAUUAAUGUUGUAGCAUUCAUUUGUUCUAUUCUGUAUUUUUGUCAUUAUGUUAUUUAAUAAAUUAUCAUCUCGUACAUUUACAAAAAUGAUAAAAAGUGAAAGGAAAACAGCGCUUAACUUAUAUUUAUUUGUUGUCCUUGUCGUUGUAUGCAGCUAUAAAUACACGGCAACAAAUGUAAAGAAACAUUUCGAUUCAGGUAGGUUUUGAGAUAUUGUGAACGCCCUGUGUCCGUCGUCCGUCGUAGUCAUCCGUCGUCAACAAUUUGACUGUUAACACUCUAAAGGUCACAAUUUGAGCACAAUCUUAUUGAAACUUGGUCAGAAUUUUACCCUCAAUAAAAUCUUGGACGAGUUCGAUAUUGGGUCAUCUGGGGUUAAAAACUAGGUCACCAGGUCAAAUUAAAGGAAAAAGUUUGUCAACACUAUAGAGGUCACUUUUAUGACUGUAUCCUCAGGAAACCUGGUCGGAAUGUUUAUAUUAAUAAUCUUUAAGUCAAAUUUAAAUCUGAGUCAUGUGCGGUCAAAAACUAGGUCACCAGGUCAAAUCAAUGGAAACGCUUGUUAGCACUCGAGAGGUCACAUUUAUGACUGUAUGUUUAUAAAACUUAGUAAGAGAGUAUAUAUUGAUUAGCUCUAGGCCAAGUUCGAAUCUUGGGCAUAUGUGGUCAAAAACUAGGGCACAAGGUCAAAUUUAAGGAAAAGCUUGUUAACACUAUAAAGCUCACAUUUAUAACUGUAUCUUCAUGAAAGUUGGUCAGAAUGUUUAUAUUAAUAAUCUCUUAGUCGAGUUUAAAUCCGGGUCAUGUGUGAUCAAAAACUAGGUCAUUAGGUCAAAUCAUUGGAAAAGCUUGUAAGCACUCUAGAGGUCACAUAGCUCAUAGAACUUGAUCAGAAUGUUAUUCUUGAUGAUCUUUAUUGGAUCAGGUAAGCGAUACAGGGCCUUUAAGUAUCCUCUUGUUUAAAGAUAACUUUCUUAAUAUUAGGAAAAAAAUGUCAUAUAAAGACCAUAAACCAGCCAAUAAAGAGCACUUCCCACGGUUAUAUAGGACUGUCUUAAAAAUCCUAAACUUUUUUCUAAAAAUCUUGAUCAACUGGU